GCCGGCCAAUGGUGCGGGGCUCAGGGGGUGGGGCUGCGGCCGACGCGCGGCGGAUCGCGGUGAGCGCUGAGCCGGCGGGCUGCGGUUCCGCAGGUCGUUCUCGGGGCCCGGACUCUCCUGCGGUCCCAGCACCAAUCCUGGCGGGGCUGCUCCCGCUAUCUGCCGCCUGAGCAUACGCCCGGGCCACCCCCCGCCCCGCUGCGCCCAGAACUGACCACCAGUUCCCCUUCCUCGGUACAGGCCCCCGAAGCCCUGGCUCCCCCCUGCUUCCCAGGCAGCAGCCCCAGGCCCUGGGCUCUCCCUGUGUCCCUCUGUACUCUCUCCAGCCCUUCAAACUGCCUUCCGCGCCCCCCCCCCCCCCCGCCAGCAGAGCCCUAAUAUCCAAAUGCCCUGAGGUUUUCCCUAGUCACCUUCCUUGAUGCUGUGGUCUCGCUGCCGCCUUCCCCUGUCUGUGCUCCCGCCAUCAGUUCCACUCCCGCUCCUUCCCUGAAGCUACCACCCCAGAAUCCACUCCAAUUCACCUGCCCCAAGCCCUCCAACCUGGGUCCCCUUUCCCGAGGGUGCCCUCCCCGUCUUCUAGGGGUGCCCCCCCUACUCCUGGGGUGCCCCUGUCUCCCCAGGGUGCCUUCUCCCCACAGACCCCCCCCCCCGUGCCAUGGCGGAGCCGCGGUACCUGCAGGCCGACUGCACUUUUCGGCCCGGGACGCACACGGUGCGGGUGACUCUGGCUCGCACUGCGCUGCAGGUGGAGGUGGAGGCUCACGGUACCGCCGACCUGUGGAGGGGCGAGUUCGAUGCCGCUUUCAUCGAGGACCUGACCCGCAAAACGGGGAAUUUCAAGCAGUUUGGCAUUUUCUGCAGCAUGCUGGAGUCAGCACUGAUGCAGAGCAGCGAGUCCGUCAGCCUGGAGCUCCUCACCUACGCCGACCUGGAGACCCUGCGUAGCCGGAAAGUGGGGGCAAUCGCCCGGCCUCCCCCUUCCUCCUCUUCCCCCCUCAGCACCAAGCGCUACCUUAUCCUCGUCUAUUCUGUGGAGUUUGAUAGGAUCCACUACCCGCUGCCACUGCCUUAUGUCGGGCGGCCAGACCUUGCCACACUGGUGCGGGAGUUGCGGGAGGAGCUGGCACGGCUCCGGGCCCGACGCCUGGAGGAGAUCCAGCACCUGCGGGACGUGCUGCGACAGGCACUGGAGGAGAAGCGGGUGGCAGAGGCCCGGCAUCAGCGUGAGCACCGUCAGCUGGCUGCCCAGCUGGCCGAGGCAAAGGCAUCAGAGCAGAGGCUGCAGCUGCGGGUGAAGAGCCUGACAGCCGAACUGGCCUCCUGCAGGAGGGGCCGCCGGACAUCUGCCAGCACGGCCCCCUGCCCCCAGGAGCGACGCUCGGCAUCCCUGGAGAGCCACAGGAGCAGCCGGGGCCGCCCUUCUCUGCGAUCCCCAUCACCUGCAGGCUCCCGCCUCCCACGCUUCGACCCCACUGCCUUCGUCAGGGCCCGGCAGCGACGGCAGAAGGAGGCUGAGCUCAGAAACCAGCGGCACAGGGCAGCUUUUGGCAGCUCCAGUCCGGUGAGGAGCCAUGGGCGCAGCUCGUCGGCCACAAGCUUCCGGAGCUGGUGCUCGGCAGUGAGCUCUGGCAGCAAAGGCAGUGAGUGCCCCGAGGCCAUGCCCCACAGGGACAGGAGGGUGACCCAUACCCAGAGACCCCUGAGCACCUCGUCCUGCAAUGGCCCCUGUAUGGCACCUCGCCUGGCUGCCAGUCACAAGGUGCCCAUACGCAGUGCUGCUGGCAAGCGCCCUGGUAAAGAGAACCACUCUGAGGAGCCCUCGGCUGAGCUGGCUGAGAUUGAUGCCCGGCUGUGGGCGCUGCAAGAGUACAUGGACAGCCUGGACACCUGCAUGUGACUCCCCCCCAGGGACUCCCAGCCCCUCUGGGAACCCUCCCCCCUCCCUGUGUCAGGGGGUGUGGGGCAAGUGUUCCCCCAAAUAAACCCCUGUCUGGCCCUA
Messenger RNA from Pseudopipra pipra, 1999 nucleotides. RefSeq names its product coiled-coil domain containing 61 (gene CCDC61). The transcript is spliced from 13 exons. Gene Ontology annotation, cellular component: centrosome. Gene Ontology annotation, biological process: base-excision repair. Gene Ontology annotation, molecular function: DNA-(apurinic or apyrimidinic site) endonuclease activity; DNA N-glycosylase activity; zinc ion binding. The coding region runs from base 656 to 1897 and encodes 413 amino acids. NCBI's taxonomy places the organism in Eukaryota, Metazoa, Chordata, Aves, Passeriformes, Pipridae. The record is from RefSeq and is a predicted model, not a curated record.